AUGUCAUUUUUCAAUACACAUUACACCUGUGAUUAAAAAUUUUCGGCUUCUAUUAAAAUUUACCAAUAUAAAUAAUAUUUAUUCGUCUUAACAGUGAAAAUGGAGUUAAACGAUGUUAUAGUUAACCAACCGGUCGUUAUAGAUAAUGGUUCCGGAGUUAUAAAAGCAGGAUUCGCUGGCGACCAAAUACCAAAAUGCAGAUUCCCAAAUUAUAUCGGCCGUCCCAAACACAUUCGUGUGAUGGCCGGAGCCCUAGAGGGCGAACUAUUCGUGGGGCCACGAGCAGAAGAACACAGAGGCCUGCUCAGCAUCAAAUACCCCAUGGAACACGGUAUCGUCACAGAUUGGAAUGACAUGGAACGGGUGUGGAACUAUAUUUAUAGCAAGGACCAAUUAUCAACAUUCUCGGAGGAGCACCCAGUUCUGCUCACGGAGGCUCCGCUUAAUCCUCGCAGGAACAGAGAGAAGGCCGCGGAGGUUUUCUUUGAGACGUUCAAUGUGCCAGCGUUGUUCCUGUCCAUGCAGGCUGUGCUUAGUUUAUACGCAACAGGCCGCACCACGGGUGUGGUUCUAGACUCAGGUGAUGGGGUUACCCACUCCGUUCCAAUUUACGAAGGGUUCGCUAUGCCCCAUAGUAUCAUGCGGGUGGAUGUAGCUGGACGUGACGUCACUAGGUAUUUGAGGCUACUCCUCCGCAAAGAGGGUGUGAACCUUCGUACAUCAGCUGAACUAGAAAUAGUGAAAGCGAUCAAGGAAAGAGCAUGUUACCUGUCUCCGAACCCCCUCAAAGAGGAGACCCUGGAUUCUGAACGAGCACAUUAUACACUGCCUGAUGGGACUCAGUUGGAGAUUGGUCCAGCCAGAUUCCGUGCGCCAGAAGUUUUAUUCCGACCAGAUCUCAUUGGUGAAGAGUGUGAAGGCCUCCACGAAGUCCUAAUGUUCGCUAUACAAAAGUCUGACAUGGAUCUGCGCAAAGUUCUCUACCAGAACAUAGUGCUGAGUGGCGGUUCGACGUUGUUCCGUGGCUUUGGAGACCGUCUUCUGGCGGAGAUCAGGCGUCUGGCACCUAAGGAUAUGAAGAUUAGGAUCUCAGCACCGCAAGAGCGUCUAUACUCAACGUGGAUCGGGGGUUCGAUUCUCGCGUCAUUAGAUACGUUCAGAAAGAUGUGGGUCUCGAAACGAGAGUAUGAUGAAGAGGGCCACAGGGCUGUGCAUCGCAAGACAUUCUAAUUUAUUUAAAUGUAUUUAAAUUAUUCGCUAUGAAUUUAACGCCCGUUUAUACGACACGAUCUGUCGUGACGAUUUUUUUGUGUGGAGAAUAUCGUGUGAUUGUAAAGUGGUUUUGUAGUUUCGUUUACUUGUCCGUUUGUAGUGUGGAAUGUAAAUAAAUUAAAAACAUCAUACAAUUUACAGAAAUAUUAACUCAUUUUACGCACUGUUUUAGUGCAAGAUUUUUUUUUAGACUAUUGCAUAGCUUCUAUCGCGGGCCUUGAGCGCGGGGACCGAAUCGAGAAAUUCCGUAACGAAAAAACCUCACGCUCCCCACUCCGACGGGCGGAGGUGUGGCUUGAAGGCAUAGCAUGCAAUAGCGCAACCGCCCCAGUCCCCGAGUGACAUACGUCGUUUUCAUAUUGGUCCGUUACUUUUUGUUGUUAACAAUAAAACUACUUUAUUUAAUAUGCCGCUAAUAAGGUGCUAUUUUUACUCUAGGAAGCUUCAAACACAUAUUCAUACAAUCGUUUUUCUCUGUCACACCUCAAUGUCUCAUAAUAUUCCUUCUAUAAUUCCAUGAAAAUUCAUCCAAAUUAAUUCAACGAUAUUUUGAUCAUGUAGCCGAAAGUCAAUUGAAAACAUAAUUAGAAUGAAUAUGUGAAAAAUAUCGUCAACGAUAAAAAAUGUCGUAACGACGUCGUAUAAACGGGUUCCAAGUCACUUAGUAUUGACUGCGGCGUUGCUUACUAGUUAUACUAAUUAUGAUAACACGAAUAAUAGCUUAAUAAUAAUCGAAAAUUUAUCAACAUUAUUAAUUACGUUACAGUUAUAAAUAAAUUAUAAAAUACUAGCGGUCCGCCCCGGCUUCGACCUAGGUACCUACAUGUUUUGCGUUUUCUCUCCAGAAGAACCAUACUGGUACUUCAAGGAAUAUUAUAUGAAAAAGAAUCAACGAAAUUGGUUCAGCCUUUCUCGAGUUUUGAGGUUAGAAACACGUUUGGCGAUUCAUUUUUAUUAUAUACAAGAUUAGCUAAGAGUGAAAAAGACAAAUUUAAGCAUAAAAUGUUUUGAACUGUGACGUAAUUUAUAAAUGUUACCAUAUCGCAAGGUUGUUAUUUCACAGGCAGAGACAACUUAAGAAAACGUGUAUCAUAGACAUUUGUAUGUCAAUUUUCUUAAAAGAUCAUAAAAAAAGUAUUUAUAUACUGUUACAGAUAAUUCAAUGUAUGUAUUAUUAAAAUUUUUCAUACUGAGGUGAGAUCACGGGAAGUAUGUUAAUCUAAAACCAAGCUUAUCAGUUGUUUGUUAAUCUGUGGUUCUUCUGCUUAAUUUUUAGUCUAUAAUUAUAAAUUGUCUCUGUUAUUAUUUAAAUAAGCAGCUAAUAGCUAUACACUUUUCUUUGCAUAAAGACCAAUUUUUUAGUUAAGUUCGAAUAAUGUACGUGCAUGUAUUUUUAACUGGCAAUUUUUUGCUAAUAAAAAAGUUAGAAUGAUUUCAAUUUGAAUAUGGCAAUAUUGUCACAAUGAAGUAAUAAAAAUUACUAGUUCUAAUAUAUUAUGCACGUAUAACAUAGAUGUAUGAAGCUCAUAAAGUAUUUAUUAGAGAUUUUUUAUUCCAAUUAAAUUAUUUUUUUCUCUA
Colias croceus (clouded yellow) is the source of this 2850-nucleotide messenger RNA. It is a transcript of the gene Arp1, whose product is annotated as alpha-centractin. The record is from RefSeq and is a predicted model, not a curated record. The transcript has 9 exons. The coding region runs from base 100 to 1230 and encodes 376 amino acids. Lineage: Eukaryota; Metazoa; Arthropoda; Insecta; Lepidoptera; Pieridae.